Molecule: messenger RNA, 1631 nt
Organism: Salvelinus fontinalis (brook trout)
Lineage: Eukaryota; Metazoa; Chordata; Actinopteri; Salmoniformes; Salmonidae
Product: NACHT, LRR and PYD domains-containing protein 1 homolog
Exons: 3
Coding region: 518-1156 (212 amino acids)
Cellular component (GO): canonical inflammasome complex
Source: RefSeq, a predicted model, not a curated record
UAUAAACACAGUCUCAAAGCCAGGUGUGUACUGACCAACCAUUCAUACUGGGAUAUAGACAGUCCUGUGUUCUGCUUUAGUAAUAUAAACACAGUCUCAAAGCCAGGUGUGUACUGACCAACCAUUCAUACUGGGAUAUAGACAGUCCUGUGUUCUGCUUUAGUAAUAUAAACACAGUCUCAAAGCCAGGUGUGUACUGAUCAACCGUUCAUACUGGGAUAUAGACAGUCCUGUGUUCUGCUUUAGUAAUAUAAACACAGUCUCAAAGCCAGGUGUGUACUGACCAACCAUUCAUACUGGGAUAUAGACAGUCCUGUGUUCUGCUUGUAGGCAUGCAGGAUUUUAGCUGUUGUCAUAUUUUGUCAUUAGACAGUUUUUUUGAUAAAUCACCAGGAUUCCAUGUAACAUUGAAUAAAUACAUUAGAUUAGUUACUUUGGUUAAUGGGCCAGUUUCCCAGACACAGAUUAAGUCUAGUCCUGGACCUUAAAGAACUUUCUAUUGAAACUUCCAUUGAGCAUGCUUUUUAGUCCAGCACUAGACUCAAUCUGUGUCCAGGAAACAGGCCCCAUAUGUAUAACUGACAUGCUUGUCCUUGUUCAGGACUCCACACACUGGCUUCAGAUUGAACCCUUGACUUCCACUAUCCAGGGAGUGACAAUGUUCAGACACAGGACACCCAAAGGGAGUUAUGAGUGCACAGUGUCUGGUCUCCGCUGGCUGUGUGAGAGAGAUGUCAUUCUGAAGUAUCACUUCAGGAACUGGGAACCCUACAGUCAACUUCUGAAAGACAUGCAGUACACACAAGGUGGUCCAUUGCUGGACAUCACUAUGGAGUUAGGUGAACUGGAGGAAGUUCAUCUGCCACACUUUGUCUGUUUAGGGACCAACCCUUCCCUGAGGAAUGAGAUGAAGAUUCUUCAUGUAGAGGAACAUGGAGUGUGUUUAGAGGAAGUGCACGAGGUCACCAGAUUCCAUGCUAAGAUUCUCCAUCCCAAGUUCUCACCUAUCUCUCUGAUACUGAGAUUACUGUCUUGGAAAAGAGAUGUCCACUGUGACGUGGUCCUCUAUUUGGCAGUAAAAAGGUCAACAGUAAUUUCAAGGCUGUACCUGCUCCUCAGAAACUCCAGUCAGAAAGAGGUGAGGCACUAUCAUUGAAGUGACAACAGUAUGUUGAAACUUACUAAAGGAAAGCUGAUAGUUUGUUGAAAAUCUCUAGAUUACAAAGACAACAUGCAGCUCUGUGAGAAAUCUAUUUCUGUCUCAUUCAUUUGAAGAGCCAGUAGACGGCACUCUUCCCUCUGGUCGGAGGAGAACCCAAUGCCCCGGGGCAGUGAAGGGGACAUUUCCCUGUGUAGGGUGCUGUCCUUCAGAUGGAACGUUAAACGGGUGUCCUCUCCAUGGUCACUGAAGAUCCCAUGGCCCUUAUCGUAAGAGUAGGGAUGUUAACCCCGGUGUCCUGGCUAAAUUCCCAAUCUGGCCCUCAUACCAUCAUGGCUACCUAAUCAUCCCCAGCUUCCAAUUGGCUCAUUUUCCCCCUCUCCUCUCCCCUGUAACUCUUCCCCAGGUCGUUGCUGUAAAAGAGAAUCUCUUCUCAGUCAACUUACCUGGUACACCUUUAACAUAAUCUCCU